This is a messenger RNA of Arachis ipaensis, 759 nucleotides long. Lineage: Eukaryota; Viridiplantae; Streptophyta; Magnoliopsida; Fabales; Fabaceae. The record is from RefSeq and is a predicted model, not a curated record.
UAUACGGAUCGGAUGUGCGGAUACCAACACAAAAUCCGCAAUCCGAUCCAGUUAGUGUGCAGAUCCGAUCCAAAAGUUUUGCGGAUUGGAUCCAUAUCCGCAAUUUUCGGAUCGGAUUCGGAUAAAUACCGCGGAUAUACGGAUCGGAUCCGAUCCAUGAAUACCCCUAAAUAUUGGAGCUUUAUUUGUUUUGUUGAGCUGAACCCUUUCAAGAAUGUUCCUGAUUUGGAGUUUAGUUUCCAGCAAGACUCUGAGUCAGAGAUGGUUUUCAUCCGCAACAACUCCCCAAGUUCUUAGAACUGGUGAUGUCUUGAGACAAUCAAGACUUUUUACCGAGGAAGAUGUCAUUCAAUACUCUAAAGUGAGCCAUGAUUCUAAUCCUUUGCAUACUAAUCCUACGGCUGCCAGAGAUGUCGGAUUCGAAGGUCCUCUCGUCCAUGGGAUGCUCAUUGCUUCUCUGUUUCCUUGCAUCAUCUCGUCAUAUUUUCCUGGAGCUGUUUAUGUGUCUCAAAGCUUGAAUUUUAAGUUCCCUGUGCAUAUUGGAGACCAUAUUACUGGUGAAGUACAAGCAACAAAUCUGAAAGAAAAUAAAAACAGAUACCUUGCAAAGUUCAAAACAAGGUGCCUCAUGAAUGGCGAACUGCUUGUUAUUGAAGGUGAGGCUACAUCUAUGUCGACAACACUGACCUUUGAACAAAAGCAAUGUAAAGAGCAUUGAAAAAGCUAUUCACAAGAAUGGACUAUUAACAAUGAAAAACA